Molecule: messenger RNA, 1734 nt
Organism: Ustilago hordei
Lineage: Eukaryota; Fungi; Basidiomycota; Ustilaginomycetes; Ustilaginales; Ustilaginaceae
Product: putative eukaryotic translation initiation factor 3 subunit 7
Exons: 1
Coding region: 1-1734 (577 amino acids)
Biological process (GO): translational initiation
Cellular component (GO): cytoplasm; eukaryotic translation initiation factor 3 complex
Molecular function (GO): translation initiation factor activity
Source: RefSeq, a predicted model, not a curated record
AUGGCAAGCUUCAAGCUUCCUCAGCUCCAGCCGGACAACGACCUUUGGGGUCCCGCUUCUGGCUCCAAUCCUCUUCCUGAAGAACUCAAGGACAUCCCUUUCGCCCCUUACGCUAAGAACGACAAGGUGGGCCGCAUCGCCGACUGGAACAACGCUUCUGGCGCUUCCAACGAUGCUGUCAACGCUCGUGGCGGUCGACAGGGCCGUGCGCGUGACGUCCAGCAGAACUUCGGUACCUCGGCUGCUUCUUCCGCUUUCGCCUACUUCCACGGUGACGACGAGGCAUCUUUCAGCGUUGUUGACAACACACGUACCGCUGCUUCUCGACGUGGUGGUCUCGGUCAGAUGAGCCAGCGUGGCGGUCGUGGUGGACGAGGUGGUGCUGCUGGUGGUCGUGGCGCUUCCAAGUUUGGUGCGGGUGCAGGACGUGGUGCUCGUGGUGGACGUGGUGGCGCUCGUGGCGGACGUGGUGGUGGACGAUUCGGCUGGAAGGACUGGGAUAAGCCUCAGCGCAUCCGUGAAGCCUCCGUUACUGUGGGUCAGGACUGGGAGCAGGUGGAGGAGAUCGAUUUUGUUCGUCUUGGAAAGCUUCGUCUCGAGGUCGGGGAGCCCGAGGAUAUCUCCACUUACGGUGCCUUGUUCGAGUACGACCGAUCCUACGACCGUGCCACUGUCAAGACUUCGCAGCCUCUUUCGUCGAUCGACCGCAUCCGAUACAAUCCCACCACUUCGGACGACCCUGUCAUCCAGGAAAUCUCGGCCAAGCAGGAUGCCAAGAUCUACAUGACAGACUCUAUCCUUGCCCUCCUCAUGUGCGCCACCCGUUCCAUCUACUCGUGGGACAUCAUUAUCACCAAGACUGCCGACGGCAAGGUCUUCUUCGACAAGCGCGACGGUGGUCCCUUCGACUACCUCACUGUCAACGAGAACGCUGCUGAUCCUCCCGCAGAGGCUCCUGAGGGCAAGGAGAACGAUGCAGCUGCCAAGGCCAACGCACUCAACACUCCCUCGGCUCUCAGCUUGGAAGCCACCUACGUCAACCAGAACUUUGCCUUCCAGAUCGUCAACGAGAAGAACGUCUACAAGCUCGAGCACGAAAACCCCUUCUACUCCUCCGACGAGACCGACCCUCUCGCUUCGUGCGCAUACCGAUACCGAAAGUUCAACCUCUCCUCCGAAGAGUCGGACCCCGUCGAGCUCAUCAUUCGUGCCGAAGUCGACGCCUACACCGUCAGCUCCAACAAGGAAAAGCAGCUUAUCACUAUCAAGUCACUCAACGAGUUCGACGCUCGUGCACAAGGUGCAGGUGGUGCUCAGGACUGGCGUGCCAAGCUCGAUUCGCAACGUGGUGCCGUCGUUGCGACCGAGAUGAAGAACAACUCGUUCAAGCUCGCCCGUUUCGCAGUUCAGUCCUUGCUUGCAGGCGCUGACAGCAUGAAGCUCGGUUACAUUUCGCGCGCGAACCCUAAGGACACUUCUCGUCACACCAUCUUGGGCACUUCGUGGCUCAAGCCUCGUGAGCUUGCCGGUCAGAUGGCUGUCAACCUUAGCAACGGUUGGGGUAUUGUUCGUACUAUUGUCGAUUUGGCUAGGAAGGCGGAUGAGGGUAAGUACGUCUUGCUCAAAGACCCCAACAAGCAAACGAUUCGCUUCUACCGUGUCCCUGCCAACUUUGGUGAGGAGGGCGAUGAGAUUGGUGAGGAGGACGAGGCUGAUGAGCAGGAUGACGCCUAA